AUGAGGAACGCGAGAGAUAUAUCGAAGAUCCGAACGGGCGAAAGGGCCGGCAUGGAUUAUAUGUUUGACGUGCAGCAUUUUAUGGAUUCGCUAGGACUUUCAUGUCCACAGUUGGUCCUCUAUCGUUAUGUAGAUGAUGUUCCAAAUCGAGGACGUGGAAGUGGUCCCAUAGCACUAUUACCCGAAAGUUUGGUUUCGGAAAAGAUUCCAAAGACGGGGUUGGAACAUCCGGAGGAAUGGAGAGGACAGUUUUUUGAUUGGUUGGGGGGUUGGUCGGGGUUGAAACCUGCGACGAUGGAAACGCCGGUUCUGAUUGAUCUUGGGAGAUCAUACCUUCAAUAUCCGAUAUAUUCUGAUGGAGAGGAAAUGGCACUUUCCUUUGGUAGUAUCCUGAAGUUUCGGGAAGACGUAAGGACUCUUUCUACCACGGCCCUUCAAAACAUGUUAUCCACAUACAACAUAUCCCAGGAUAUCUCCCAGCCAAUCCUCCCCUCCACAUUUUUCGGAGCCCAUCUACGCACCGAAAUAGAUGCCGUAAAAGCCUGGCCAGCCGAUAACUGGACCUACCAACGCUACUCAGUCCAAUCACAACACUACCUACAAAAACUCGCCACCACAAACCUCACCCUAAUCUACGUAGCAUCAGGAAAUAAAAGCGAAAUCGCCCGAUUCUCACGCGAUGCAGCGGCAUACGAUCUCACGACCAAAUUCAUGUUACUCGAUGCCAAAGAUCGGGAAUACCUAAAUACAUUAGCUUGGGAUCAACAAGGCCUAGUGGAUUACCUUGUUAUGACGAAAAGCUCGAGUUUUGUGGGGAUAGGCCAUUCGAGCUUUGCGUGGAAUAUUGCGCUGAAGAGACAUACGUAUUCACAGAGGAAAGAAGGGUAUCUAGGUGGGCCGGAGAUAUUGAUGGAUGAGUUGAGUGAGGUGUUUGGAGUUCCGAAUAUGUAUCCGGAAUAUGCGGCUUGUUUGUGGCCUUGA
Sclerotinia borealis F-4128 is the source of this 981-nucleotide messenger RNA. Lineage: Eukaryota; Fungi; Ascomycota; Leotiomycetes; Helotiales; Sclerotiniaceae. The record is from the annotation of a GenBank genome assembly.